Messenger RNA from Lagopus leucura (white-tailed ptarmigan), 3928 nucleotides. It is a transcript of the gene MPHOSPH8, whose product is annotated as M-phase phosphoprotein 8. Gene Ontology annotation, cellular component: cytoplasm; nucleus. Lineage: Eukaryota; Metazoa; Chordata; Aves; Galliformes; Phasianidae. The record is from RefSeq and is a predicted model, not a curated record. The transcript is spliced from 14 exons. The coding region runs from base 1 to 2613 and encodes 870 amino acids. Gene Ontology annotation, molecular function: protein binding.
AUGGCUGCGGCGAGGAGCGGGGCUGAGGCGGCGGCGGCCAGGCUGGAGGGGGCGGGGGAAGAGGAGGAGACGGAGACGGCGGCGGCGGCCGGGGAAAACGAGGUGGUGGAUGGCGGCGGCGCUGCGGGCGGGGCGGCGGCCGCCGGCGGUGAGAGCGAGGAGGAAGAGGAGGAGGACGACGACGAGGACGACGAAAACGAGGACGAGGACGUGUUCGAAGUGGAGAAGAUCCUCGACAUGAAGACCGAGGGGGGUGUAAUUCUGUACAAAGUCCGGUGGAAGGGCUAUACCUCUGAUGACGAUACCUGGGAACCAGAGGUUCAUCUGGAAGACUGCAAAGAGGUGCUGCUUGAAUUCAGAAGAAAGCUGGUGGACACCAAGCCAAAGCCUUUGAAAAAGGACUUUCAGAAAUUUUCUCUAGAUGAUGAUGUGUUUGAAGCAGAAUCUGAUAAUGAUGGGCAAAGCGAAACAAAAGAGGAUGUUUCACCAAAGAAGAAAAAGAAAAAGUCAAGAGAAGGAGAAGAUAGAAGUGUGGAUGACCUGAAGAAGAAAAAGUCAAAGUCUGCAAAAGUCAAAGAGAAACCCAGGGUAGAAUGUGAACUUUCCUCAGAUACUUUGGGGUUGGAUUCAAAACCCAAAAAAAGGACUUCAGAAACAAAGGAAGAUUCAAAGGAUCCAAAGAAGCAAAGGAAAGAAGAUACUAAAGAAGUAAAGAAAAAGAAGGGGGAAGUUAAAGAUGUAAAAAUAAAAACUAAAGAAGAUUGUAAAGAAAGUAAAAAAUCACGGAAGGAGAAGCAAGGAGAUGCUCAGUUUGACACAGAGCCGAGUACUUCAGACGAUGCACUUUUUCAGGAGGUUGAUAAUGAAAAUCCACCCUUAUGCUCUGAAAAUAAAGAGGAGGAACAACAAGUAAAGUGUGAAAAAGAGAGGUCGGAAGAAGAAAUUGCUGAAAAAGACUGCAUUGCUGACAGACAGCUUGAUGGAUCAGCAAGUAAUGAAGAUGAUAGUGUGGAGGUUAAGGCUAAAAGAAAGAAGAAGAAAAAUCAGAAAAUGGAAGAUUACAAAGAGGAGGGUAGAAAAGUGGAAAUCAAAGAUACGGGUUUGGAGAAGAAAAGCGUGCUCAAAAAGCAGAAAAGUCAAGAAAAAGUGAAAGUGGUGGCUGCAGAGUUGGAGAAAGUGUCAGCUGCGCCCAUGUUGGCACAGAAGGCUGUAAAGGUGAGCGCUGAGGAGACAGGGCGCAAAUCCAUGGAGGCAGGAGAGGAGGAGAAAGAAAUAAAGAAAACUGAAAUGAAAGAAAAAGCAGUAAAAAAAGAGUCUGAAAAAGAAGAAAAGAGCAGAAAAGAACAGAAGGUCCUAAAAAGCUAUAAGGACAUCAAAAGUGCACUUGACAUGUGUAAUGUAGCUUCAGAAGAAAAAAAGGAAUGCUCUGAGAAUAACUGCAAAAGAGAAGAACCCUCACUAGAAUGUAAAUUCAUAGAAGAAUUAAAAUUAAAAGACAGCAAAGUGCACAAGGAGAGGAGGAUAAAAGAUGAAGCAGAAACAUGGAAUUACGUUGCUGCAGGAGGUGGUCGAGAAGCAGUGGAUGUGUGUCAGAUGGAGAACUCUGAUGGCAAGCAGCAAGUUUUGAGUUUGGGUAUGGAUAUGCAGUUAGAAUGGCUAACACUAGAAGACUUUCAGAAGCAUCUCGAUGGAGAAGAUGAGAAUCACAUCUCAGCAGAACCAGUAUCCAGUACACUCCUGAGGGAUGCUGUCAAAAGUGGAGAUUAUAUGACAGUAAAGAUGGCACUUUCUUCAAGCGAGGAAUAUAAUCUGGAUCAAGAGGAUUCCAGUGGAAUGACUCUAGUAAUGCUUGCUGCUGCUGGUGGGCAUGACGAUCUCCUCCGGGUCCUAAUCAGGAAGGGAGCUAAAGUUAAUGGCAGGCAGAAAAAUGGAACAACUGCAUUGAUACACGCAGCUGAAAAGAAUUUUCUAACAACAGUAGCUAUUCUUCUGGAGGCUGGAGCAUUUGUGAACAUGCAGCAGAGCAGCGGUGAAACUGCGUUAAUGAAGGCAUGUAAAAGAGGAAAUUCGGACAUUGUGCGACUUAUGAUUGAAAGCGGAGCGGACUGUAACAUCUUGUCAAAGCAUCAGAACAGUGCACUGCAUUUUGCUAAGCAGUCUAACAAUGUCCUGGUGUACGAACAGCUCAAGAGUCAUUUGGAAACACUCUCAAGAGUAGCAGAAGAUACCAUCAGGGACUAUUUUGAAGCUCGCCUUGUUUUGCUGGAGCCAGUCUUCCCAAUUGCUUGUCACCGUCUCUGUGAAGGGCCGGACUUCUCCACAGACUUCAACUAUAAACCCCCACAGAACGUGCCAGAAGGAUCUGGAAUUCUUCUCUUUAUUUUCCAUGCAAAUUUCUUCGGUAAAGAAGUCGUUGCUCGGCUCUGUGGACCAUGCAGUGUACAAGCUGUGGUUUUAAAUGACAAAUUCCAGCUCCCUGUAUUUUUGGACAGUCACUUUAUUUAUUCCUUCAGCCCAACUGCAGGCCUUAACAAGCUUUUUAUCCGGCUAGCAGAAGCUCCUACAGCCAAGGUGAAGCUGCUAAUAGGAGCAUACAGAGUACAGCUGCAGUGACCUCACAGCUGCGAGCCUGUUGAGCGGCCUGACACCUCUGGGAUAUACUUCUGAGUCCUCUGUUCAGAGACUGACAAAGCAGUUUGGAACUUUUUGGCACCACACUCUUAGUCCCAAGUUCCCAUCUUCAUGUUGUUUGUUGGCAGUCAUACAGGAAAGUACGUGUUGGAGAGCAGCUGAAUACACUGUGCUGGUUGGGACAGGGUUGUCAGCUCUUUUUUGAUUUGUACAGACAUAGAUGUAAGUAUUUGUGCCAAUACAUACAAUGCUGUCUUUCUUUAACUUGUUGAGUCCAGACUGCAUAUUUCAGCUUUUCCACAAUGUGGAAUGGUGCACACAAGAACUAUUUAAGGUAACUAAAUGAAAUGUCUUGUUUUUUUUUAAAUAGAAGGAUCUUUUUCAUUUGUAAACUACAAUUUUCUACUUACUCAAAUAACUGAAAUGUUUCAGUGUAAAAUGCAGGACUGUUGUAUUCUCAGAGCAGUGGGCAGGAAUUACACCUGAAAGCCACUGCAUCACUUAAGCAUGAACUGCUGGGGAUCACAUUCUGGUUUGAAACUCUUCCUGCAGUUGCUUCCUGGUGGGAGAGCAGGAGCAAUUGCCUGUGUGAAAGCCCUGCGUGAUUCCCUUUGAACAGACAGUUAGGUCUGCAGGAGUGAACAGGGACGUCCAGAUAGGCUCAAUGAGUAGAGCACUGUGGUUGGAUUCCUAGUUACAUCAGUGCUUUAAAACUAAUCUUGUGUUAGAGAAGCAACUGAUAGUUAUACAGGCAUCUUAACUUUGGAGUUGUUAGUCAAGUGGCAUGUGAGAAAACAAAUAGCUGGAACUAGCAAACCAGAAGAUGUGUUAACUGCUACCUUAACUGUGGGCAAUGCUUUCCUAGGUGGCUAAAAGGUACAGAGGAGUUCAGAUGUUCUCAUCCUGACUGCUGAGAACAGGUUCUGCCCUCAUUCAGAACUCAGAUCCUGUGUGCAAAGAGCUGCUAUCUGUCUUUUUAUUUCUCUAAGUAAGUGACCAUUUUAUCAGAUGACAGCAGUUCUGCAAUGGUUCUGUGCUGUAACAUAGAAAUGUAAUACUUCUGCCUGAAGUAUUUUUCUUUGUAAAUUAAACAACAUCUUGAAAAGUGAAGGAAAGAAAGAUUGUGCCUUUGCUGUUCUGGUUGCCACAAGUAGUUUACAUGACACUAUGUGCCUAUAUUGCUUAAGAAACUAUUGGGGAUAAAUAAUGUAUUUGCACCAUUUUGAUGGUGAGCACUCAGUUGUACCCUUUUAAGAACUGUGACUUUAUAUUAAAACUUUCAGCUUACCACUUUUAA